AUGGCAGAAGUGAGCUCAAGUGUUAAGACUCCUCUAAUUCCAAACCAAGAAAGAAGCCAUGAAUUAGAGGGUGCAACCAUAUCCCAACAAGGAUUUAGAAGAGGGGAUUUUGUUAAUGAAGCAAAAUUGCAACUCUGGCUAGCCGGGCCUCUUAUUGCAGUUAGCUUGUUGCAGUACAGUUUACAAGUCACAUCAGUCAUGUAUGUUGGUCAUCUUGGAGAGUUGGCACUUUCUAGUGCUUCCAUGGCCUCUUCCUUUGCUUCAGUCACAGGAUUCAGUGUCUUGUUGGGAAUGGGAAGUGCAUUAGAGACACUAUGCGGACAAGCCUAUGGAGCCAAACAGUACAACAUGCUUGGAGUACACAUGCAAAGAGCAAUGCUAACAUUAUUAGUAGUAAGCAUUCCCCUGGCGCUCAUUUGGUUUUACACAAGCACCAUUCUCAUGGCUCUAGGCCAAGACCACGAGAUAUCGACUGAAGCAGGAACUUUCAACCAGUGGAUGAUUCCAAGCCUCUUUGCCUUUAGCCUCCUUCAAUGCCUCAAUAGAUUUUUACAGACACAGAACAAUGUGUUUCCAAUGAUGAUAAGCUCUGGCAUCACAGCUUUUCUUCAUAUUAUGGUUUGUUGGGCCCUUUGUUUUAAAUUUGGACUAGGAAACAAAGGCGCAGCGUUGGCGAUUAGCAUUUCGAAUUGGUUUAAUGUGUUGUUAUUGGCAAGUUAUGUGAAGUUCUCGUCGGCCUGCAAGAACACUUGGACAGGAUUUUCGGAAGAGGCAUUGCAUGACAUUUUCAGCUUUAUCAAACUUGCCAUUCCAUCAGCUAUAAUGAUUUGCAGCUUCGAAUAUUGGUCCUUCGAAAUGGUUGUUCUCUUAUCUGGUCUUCUACCAAACCCAAAACUAGAAACAUCUGUGUUAUCAAUAAGCCUUAACACAUGUUGGAUGGUCUAUAUGAUAUCAGUUGGUCUUGGCAGUGCAAUAAGCACAAGAGUGUCAAAUGAAUUGGGUGCCGGACGACCACAAGGUGCCCAAUUAGCCCUAAGAGUCAUGACCAUAAUGGCUUUAUCAGAGGGUGCUGCCAUAGCAACAGCUACAGUUUUGGUACGCUAUGUUUGGGGAAAGCUCUACAGCAACGAGAAUGAAGUGAUCAUAUAUGUUGCUAAAAUGAUGCCACUGCUUGCACUAUCUGACUUCUUGGAUGGAUUUCAAUGUGUGCUUUCAGGAGCUGCCAGAGGCUGUGGAUGGCAAAAUCUUUGUGUACUCAUAAACCUUGGCGCUUACUAUGUCGUGGGAAUUCCUACUGCUGUGCUGUUUGCUUUCAUCCUCCGUAUUGGAGGUAUGGGGCUUUGGAUGGGAAUCAUUUGUGGACUUUUUGUUCAAGUUACAGCCCUUGUUGCGGUAAAUGUGUGUACUGAUUGGGAUGAGGAGGCAACGAAAGCUGCAAAUAGAGUUCAAAAUACAGUCUUAGUCAUUGACAAGGCAACAUAGGUUUGUUUAUGAAACAGUAAGGUCAGUAAAUCACGGUUCAUUGGGAAAACAGUUCUGCAUAGAGUCGAACUCUGCCAUUGACCUACAAUUGAUGAGCUCCAACCAAAGUGACUUCUACCCGGAUUCCCUUAUUCAGGGUUGCAAGGAUUUUCUCAAAGGAUCGUGAAGUUAUCAGCAAUCACGUCUACCACCAGAGUAUAGUUUGUGUGGGUUAGGUGGCUAGUGUUAGAGAGCAAAACAUAUCACUGCACACGUUUCCAGGACUGCCAAUAUUUGCAUUCCAUUUUCUAUUCCAUUUCCAGAGCCCUCAUUCCAUGCCACCCAAUACAUGAUUAUAUCAUUUCCAUAAGAACGAUGUGCACUAG
Prunus mume (Japanese apricot) is the source of this 1847-nucleotide messenger RNA. The record is from RefSeq and is a predicted model, not a curated record. NCBI's taxonomy places the organism in Eukaryota, Viridiplantae, Streptophyta, Magnoliopsida, Rosales, Rosaceae.